CUAGCCAAUCAAAUGUCACCACUUUGUGGUGGGCGUGUCCUACAUGAAACACAAACACAUCGUCGCUCACAACCAAACAACCAAAGUUAGCCUGUGCAAACUGGUCCGGGAAAUGUCGUUAUUAACUGCGAAAGAACCAGGGAUCGACCCAGACGCCAUGCCGGUGGAGUCCAUAGUACCCGCCUGCAUGUUCGCACCAGACCCAGGGUUUGGGGACGACCUGCCCGACGGAGAGGGCUUCGAAGACGGCGAGGGGACCAACGGCGAGUCCGGGGAUCAUUUAAAUUUCAGUAGUAAGUUAGUCUUGGUCAGUCCGUCGGGGGACCAGUAUGACUCGUUACUACGCCAACUCAGGGAGCGGAUGGAUGAAGGAUGCGGGGAAACCAUCUACGUGGUCGGAAUGGGUUCAGACGGGGGAGACUACGGCCUGGAUGAGAAGGACAUGGAGGCCUCGGCGGCUACGGUGAGGUCGCUGUGCGAGCAGAUCGAGGCCGACCUCAUCUUCCUGCGGGAGCGCACCGAGGCCGGCGGCAGGAUCCGCGACUACCUCAUACGGCGGCGCGUCGGCGAGCUGGACUUCCUGGAAGUCAGGGUGGCGGUGGUGGGCAACGUGGACGCCGGCAAGAGCACCCUGCUGGGGGUGCUGACUCACGGGGAGCUGGACAACGGCCGUGGCUUUGCGCGGCAGAAGCUCUUCAGGCACAAGCACGAGAUGGAGAGCGGCCGGACCAGCAGCGUGGGCAACGACAUCCUGGGCUUCGACCAGGAGGGACAGGUGGUGAACAAACCCGACAGCCACGGGGGGAGCCUGGACUGGACCAAGAUCUGCGAGCGGUCCUCCAAGGUGAUCACCUUCAUUGACCUGGCGGGCCACGAGAAGUACCUGAAGACCACCGUGUUCGGCAUGACGGGACACAUGCCCGACUUCUGCAUGCUCAUGGUGGGCAGUAAUGCAGGCAUCGUGGGGAUGACCAAGGAGCACCUGGGCCUGGCGCUGGCCCUCAACGUGCCUGUGUUCGUGGUGGUCACCAAGAUAGACAUGUGCCCCGCCAACAUUCUCCAAGAGACGCUAAAGCUAUUACAGAGACUACUGAAGUCACCGGGCUGCAGGAAGAUCCCCGUCCUGGUCCAGAACAAAGACGAUGUCAUCGUCACCGCAUCCAACUUCAGCUCUGAGAGGAUGUGUCCCAUCUUCCAGAUCUCCAAUGUGACCGGGGAGAACAUGGAGCUGCUCAAGAUGUUCCUCAACCUGCUGUCGUGUAGGACGGCCUACAGCGACGAUGAGCCCGCCGAGUUCCAGAUAGACGACACCUACUCUGUACCGGGUGUGGGCACGGUGGUGUCGGGCACCACGUUACGGGGCCUGAUCCGCCUCAACGACACCCUGCUGCUGGGCCCAGACCCCCUGGGCACCUUCAUCCCCAUAGCCGUCAAGUCCAUCCACCGCAAGCGCAUGCCGGUCCGCGAGGUCCGUGCUGGACAGACCGCCUCCUUCGCCCUCAAGAAGAUCAAGCGUUCGUCGAUAAGGAAGGGCAUGGUGAUGAUCUCUCCUAAGCUGACCCCCCAGGCCACCUGGGAGUUUGAGGCUGAGAUCCUGGUGCUCCACCACCCCACCACCAUCUCCCCCCGCUACCAGGCCAUGGUGCAUUGUGGGAGCAUCAGGCAGACGGCCACCAUCCUGACCAUGAACAGGGACUGUCUGCGUACCGGCGACAAGGCCACGGUCCACUUCCGCUUCAUCAAGACCCCCGAGUACAUGCACUGUGACCAGCGGCUGGUGUUCAGGGAGGGCCGCACCAAGGCUGUGGGCACCGUCGUCAAGCUGCUCCAAGCGGUGAACACGCAAGCGGCCCGGGCCCAGCAGGCCAAGAUGCUUGCCCUGAAGAAGAAGGAGGGCACAGGAACACCAGAUGAGACCGGGACCGUGGCAAGACCAGGAAGCCCCUCUUCACAGCCCAAGACUGGCAGCGGUCGGAGAAGAGGCGGCCAGCGACACCGUGGCAAGGGUCUCAACGCCACCAUCCCUACGGCAACCACUCCCCCAGCAGCGGCAGGAACCGCCUAGCAACGCCAUAGUCCCAGUCCCCCCCCCCUCCACCAAGCCGACCCUACUCCCGGCAGCGGAGACGCACGCGCUGAUGAACUCUGAACUCCACCAUAUGAGGAGCAGACGUUCAACCCUCUGGCUCCCUCUGGUGGGUUUGGUGUUGAAACACAAAACAAAAAGGCAACGGCGGCAGUGAAGGACCUGUUAUUCUAAAGCUUUCAUUUGUUUUAAUUUUUUUAUUCUACUUUUCCCCCUUUGGCAAAUUAACGGCGUUCCAAGCAGCUAGGAGGUGCAGUGGUCGGGGAACCUCCCAGUUGUGUAUAAGGAAGUCCAAAUGUACGUGUUGAUAGAUAAUAAGGGGAUUCUCCUCGGCGCUGAUAAAUGGUACAUAGAGUGACUCAAUGGCGGCCUCUUGUCACCAGACCCGUGCGUUUAUGGGCCGUUCAAAUUCCAACCCACUACAGAUUUGUUCCUGUUGUAGCAAAAAAAAAAAUGAGAAAGGAAAAGCAGCAGGCCACCCCAAGUUCAUGCAUUCAAUCAUUCCCUCUGAAUUUAAGAUUUGCUAAUGAGGCUUUUUGCUUCUCCCUGUGGAGAACACAACCGUUCUCCUUCUCUUAUUUUUCCAUCUCUCUCCGACUCGUUCUCUGGCCUAUUCCCCGCGUCUCAUUAACCACCAUGAUUUGUGUUGCUGUUUCCCAUCCACGCCGACCCUGGCGGCCUGCGGGCUCGGCUCAGCGUCUUAUCCAUCUAGACCAAGGCAUUGUCAAGGGCUUAAUGUGGCCCGCACUAGGGGGGAUCCGCGGAGGCAGAGCACCAUGGUUACAGGGGGCCGCAGCCAGAACUUGGCACUAAGCAAUGGCUGCGGCCCCCUCCCCUGCAUUGACGGGUUGUCGGUUUAACUUGACCUCCCGCGUGGAUCGCUGAACGAGAAGGGCUCGGUUAUCUGAUCUCCAACCGCUAGCAGUUGAACCGUCACCCUGCCCCCCCCCCCCCCCCACACCCCGCCCCCCACCCCUUGAACGCCAGUGCAAGCAAUCCCAGCGGGGUGGAACACAGAUCGGUGUGUGAUUAUGGCGAGGGCGCAGUACUCUCUUGAUUGGCUGGGAUCUCAAGAGGUCUGCGUUUGAUUGGUUGAAAUCUCUUGAGGCACCGGCUACCAAAAUUGGUGGAGGUUGGUUUUAUUUAUUUUUUAGACUAUUACAGCAGGGGUCUUUCCUGCUUGGUGUGUUUUUGUGUGUACUUCUCCGUAGUCUUUGUCGUCUCUUUAAACGAAACACUUGUUCACCAGGGAAAACGUCAUGCUUUAGCACUGAAUGUCUUCCACAGCGCAGUCUUUUACUGGGUUAAGGGGAGCAGUCAGUUUAGUAAAUCGACCCAAAGUACCUUUUUGUAACCCAAAUUACUUUGCAUCUGCUGCUUACGGCACACACAUGACUCCUAAUGUUUGUGUGCUCCAACGCUCGGUGAAAAGAAAACUGAAAUGGUUGGAAAAUUUGGAGUUGUUGAAGAUAACCAUAUGCCAUGUGUUUGUGUGGCAUCACACAAACACAUGGUGUUUGUGUGUUGUAAAUCUAUUCAAAAUUCUUAGUAAAUCUAUUCAAAAUUCUUUUUUUGAGGGUGCCGUCUGCUCCAGCAGAAGUUUAACUUUGAAUUUGCAAUAAGGAAGUCAUGUUUUGUCGUGACAAAGUAAUCUCGGACAAGCACUUCAGUCCCUGCAAUCGUUAAGGUCUGUGAUUUUUGGCGUGAGUUCCAGCUAAUUAAGACUCUAUGCUGUGGCUUCGCCUCACACUCUGGUUCUCAAACUUAAUAAGCUACGGUACUAAAGCCCUCAUUGGUCCUGAAUGGGGGGUUCGCCCGCACGGUUUGGAGGCGCUGUACCAUCUCUUAAAGACCCCUUUGUCUCGGCCGUGUGGUUGCUCCAAGAGCCCUCAUUGGUCCUGUUCUCCUGUCUUUGAUUCCCACAUGCACGGUGAGGUUAGAACAUAAGGCCAUCCGAUGCUUUACUUAAUCACCUUGGAAACAGAGUCAGUGCGUCUGUAGAUUACCUGGCUUCAACCCCCUCCUCAUUUUGUUACAUUGAAGAUAUACUAAUGGUCCAUUUUUUUUUUUUUGAAGCGAUUAUUUCUUUUUUUUUUGCUUUGUUAUUGUCUGUACAGAAAGUUCAACUGUACAAAAGAAGUAAGAAGAAAAGAGGCCAUUUAACCUGAAGUGGUGCCAGUUUGUGCUGUUAAAAAAUGUUAAAAUAAAGACUUUGAGAAUAUG
Molecule: messenger RNA, 4309 nt
Organism: Gadus macrocephalus (Pacific cod)
Lineage: Eukaryota; Metazoa; Chordata; Actinopteri; Gadiformes; Gadidae
Gene: gtpbp1l
Product: GTP binding protein 1, like
Exons: 14
Coding region: 44-2065 (673 amino acids)
Biological process (GO): translational elongation
Molecular function (GO): GTPase activity; translation elongation factor activity; GTP binding
Source: RefSeq, a predicted model, not a curated record